Messenger RNA from Capronia coronata CBS 617.96, 1368 nucleotides. RefSeq lists its product as uncharacterized. Gene Ontology annotation, molecular function: inositol phosphoceramide synthase activity. The transcript is spliced from 3 exons. Gene Ontology annotation, cellular component: inositol phosphoceramide synthase complex. NCBI's taxonomy places the organism in Eukaryota, Fungi, Ascomycota, Eurotiomycetes, Chaetothyriales, Herpotrichiellaceae. The record is from RefSeq and is a predicted model, not a curated record. The coding region runs from base 1 to 1368 and encodes 455 amino acids. Gene Ontology annotation, biological process: sphingolipid biosynthetic process; inositol phosphoceramide metabolic process.
AUGGGCGCAGGCGCAUUCCUUGAGCCUCUCACAGUCAUUGUCCUGCUCUUCGGCGGAGCCUGGAUCAACCGAGCCACAGACUCCUCCGUGUCUGCGAGAAGUCCCCGGUGGGAUGAACCAUCGACGGUCGCUCAAGCGGUCGAGAAGGACGAAGAUCUGGAUUUAGAGGAGGCGCACCUUACACAUUCCAAAAGAUCCUUGUCGCCAUCAUUAUUGCCGUCUCAGGAGGACAAAUGGCGUAAACGAGACAUUUGCUUUCUGGGUUACCGCAAGGUGGUCGAGACACCUAACACCGCCGUCUUCCGCAAUCGAUUACUCAGCCGGGUGCUCCAUAGAUAUCCUUUCUUGGUGGAGGCAUGGUAUUGGGCUCUUAUUUACUGGGUCUACCAACUCGGUCGAGCAUUCACAGCAGUGACUUUGGUUGAAGGCACGGUGGACGUUGCCCGUCGACAUGCCCUCCAGCUCAUCCAGGUGGAGAAACGUCUCCAUAUCUUUUGGGAGAUUCCUAUCCAGAAGUUCUUCAUGUCCUACCCACGCCUCAUGAUGUACAUCAACUGGCUUUACUCCUUCAUUCACAUUCCUGGAACGAUUGCAUUUCUGGUCUGGCUGUAUUACUAUACCAUCACCAGUAACCGGCUGGCCCAGAACGGAGGCCACCUGCGCGGCACAGGUACGCCUACUGGACCAUGGCUUUAUGAAGCGCUGAGGCGCACCAUGGCAGUGUGUAACCUGCUUGCAUUCGUGGUCUUCACACUUUGGCCAUGCAUGCCACCUCGUCUGCUCAGUGACCCAGAGUAUGAGGGGCCUGACGCUAUGCUGGCCAAGAGUCAUGGGUUUGUCGACACCGUCCACGGCAAGGAAGGGGCCAGCAGUGUCUGGACACAGAACAAGUUCUGCAAUCAAUACGCUGCCAUGCCGUCUCUUCAUUUCGGUUACUCCCUCAUGAUUGGCGUGACCAUCAUGACCAUUCCUUUGGCGCCUGAAAUGCGUCGCUCCAAAUCCAUCCAUCUUCCUUUGUUCAACAACACCCAUCCGGAGUUGGCGCCGGCCAUCAAUCUACCGAGUCCUCGUCGUCUCGCUUGUCUCACCCUCGGCUUCUUGUACCCGUUCGCCAUCCUUGUCGCGAUUGUCUCUACAGCAAAUCACUUCAUCCUCGACGCCGUCGCUGGCGCAAUGGUUUGUGCGGUUGGAUGGAAGAUCAACCCAAUGUUGUUGAACCUUCUGCCUUUGGAAGACUGGUUUCUAUGGGUUGUACGGAUACAUAAACCUGUCCAAGCACCCGUUGAUGCCCAUGCAUUGGCGUCCGCCGCGAGAAGAGGAAAGAUAGAAGCCUGGAACUCGGAACGACUGGCGGUUGUGAACGAGUGA